UAAUGGCGCCGGCCCUGUUUGUGGCAUAAAUUAAAAAAAGGAGCCUAUCCUCUCGUUAAGUUCCUCACACGCUUUAGAAGAAAUAAUGUCGAAACUCCUCCAAUUGCUGUCCUUGUCCCUGAUCAUCUUAAUCUCCCAGUUCUUCCAUAUCUCCCAUGGUGAUGUUGGUACUGCAGCCCGGUAUUCUUCCCCAUAUUCACCCACUCAAUGUUUUGGGAGCGACCCAUCUCAGUUCCCUUCAAGCAACUUGUUCGCGGCGGCCGGCGACGGGAUAUGGGACAAUGGGGCAUCGUGUGGGAGGCAAUACUUGGUGAGGUGCAUCAGUGCUUCAAAGCCGCGUACCUGUAUUCAAGGCCAGACGAUUCAGAUUAGGAUCAUUGAUUAUAUUGGAACAGCACCUUCUUUGCCAUCCGUUAAUGGUACCACCAUAGUUUUGUCCAGAACAGCUUUCCAGACUAUUGCAAAUUCAUCUGUUGACGUUGCUUCCAUCAACAUUGAAUUUCAGCAGGUAUGAUGAUAUAUAUGGAAAAUGGAUGGUAUUGCUUCGCGUCAAUCGUCAAUCUCCCUCACGGGAUGGAGAUUGUAGCCAGAUAACGAAGAAUAAGAUGCAUCGUGUGAUAAUUGUGAGUAGACUACGUCGUUUCGUGUAUGGAAUUCUUUUCAACAAUUAAUUCGUAAAAAUAUAUAUAUAUAUAUAUAUCAUUGUACGUCAGACUGAGUUUUAUUAAAUUAUUAAAUAAUACGACAAAUCAAACAGCGUAAGCUGUGAUUGUUCGUAGUGGAA
Molecule: messenger RNA, 784 nt
Organism: Carya illinoinensis
Lineage: Eukaryota; Viridiplantae; Streptophyta; Magnoliopsida; Fagales; Juglandaceae
Product: putative EG45-like domain containing protein 1
Exons: 3
Coding region: 86-514 (142 amino acids)
Source: RefSeq, a predicted model, not a curated record